AUUUUAAACGAAUAUUUUCUUGUAUAUUUGCCCGAAAACGACAAAACACAAAUAAAAGAAAAUAAAAAAUACAAUGCCAUCAAAUCGUGCUUAUCAUCACACGUUUCAAGAACACGUUUAUUAUUUAUCUCUUACCUAUGCCGAACAAUUUUUGAUAAAUUUUUAACUUUAUUUCAAAAAACUGGUCCAAUGAUUCAUUUAUUAUAUGAAGAAUUAUCGAAUUUAUACCGUUCCGUUUUGCUGACGUUCCUAACAUCUGAAUAUAUCGGAAAUAAGCAAGGUAGUGAACUAUUAUUGAUUGAUCACAAAUUACCUGAAAAACAAAUGAACGAUAAACAAUUACGAAUUGUUGAGUAACAAAUAAAGCUUAUAAAAUCGUUUAUUCCUCUUACGUUUAGGUGAAGAAACACGAAAGUCAUUAGCAUUACUAUCUAAAGACAAAAAAGAAACGUUUUUUCGAGAUGUAAGAAAUAUUUUUCAAUCAAUUGCUUCAUAUUUGAAAUCGAAUCUUCCAUUGAACAACUCAUUUUUACGUGAUUUAAAAAUACUUGGACCUUCUUAUCGUUCGGAUCCUCAAGCUAUUGAUGCUAUUGUUCGUAUCGGUCGAUUUAUACCUGGUUUAUUAUCGUCAAAUGAAAUUGAUCUUCUUAAUGAUGAAUGGUUAAUGUAUUCAAUUGAAACAAUUGAUGAUUCAUGGUUAAUUAAACGAAAAUAUAAUGAUUUACAUGGAAGAGAACAUAUUGAAUAUCAUGAAAUCGAUUAUUACUGGAAUAAGGUAUUUUCGAUCGUUCGAGUUAAUGGACAUCCUAAAUAUUCAACAUUAAGAAAAUUGGUUAAGAAUGUACUUAUCGUGUCCCAUGGAAAUGCAGAUGUCGAACGUGGUUUCAGUACAAACGGAAAUAUUCUUACUGAAGAACGUACUCUUCUAUCAGAAAAAUCGAUUAAUGGUCUUCAGGCUAUAUAUGAUGGUGUUGAAUAUUUAGGUGAUGGAUCGGUGCACAAAGUAAAGAUCGAUAAUUAUUAUUGGCGCAAUUGA
Rotaria sp. Silwood1 is the source of this 1036-nucleotide messenger RNA. NCBI's taxonomy places the organism in Eukaryota, Metazoa, Rotifera, Eurotatoria, Philodinida, Philodinidae. The record is from the annotation of a GenBank genome assembly.